GUGUCCACACUCAGCACUGUCUUUGCGUGCAUUUUGGAUUCUCAACCUAUCGCUUUCCAUUUCUCGUUUGGAAACUGGGAAAGUCUAUGUCUAUGCCCCCCCAGCGGUGUCCACUCGAGAGAGAGUCUAAAACUCGUAGUGCCCGUAAACCGGUCGCUAUUCCGCCUGUCUGGACUGGACUUGAUUUGACGAUUUGACGAUGUGACUGGACUGGACGGGCUUGCUUAUUCAAUAACCUCUCGCAGUCUCACCUCUUUCCUAUCUUUUCUCUCCUUCGACCUCUCUCCUCUCUCCUCUCUCCUCUCUCCUCCCUCGCCCCUUUCAUUGCCGCGCAACUCUUCUGCUCGUUAUCUCCAAUCCCACACCCUCACCACCCUCUCCAUCGCCAAAUCCUGUCUCAUGCCUGCGCUUGUGAACAUCUGAUCACUUCGAAAAUCACGAAGAUUGUUCAUGUGCAAGCCCAGUUGAGCCGAUAAGGAGGCUUUACGAUAAGGACUGGGAAAGUGAUCGAUAUUCGAUACCGGUAGAGGUCUUCCGAGAGAUUUACCAUUCACAUUGCAUCCAUCCUUUUUCUCGGUGCAGAUACACAUCUUCUUCUACCACUACCACGCUACCUACUCCUAUCUAUCUCCCCGCCUCACAGAUACGUCUCCCACUUUACGUUGCAAGAGCCGAGGAAGAUAUAAUAAUCGCUGGUCGGUCGGUCCUAUUCAAAGAACAAAGGAGAGGAUUUAAAUAUUUCCAUUGUCUCCCGGAAUAAUUGUCGCAUCUUUGAUUCGCACAUAUUUCGCAGUCGAUGCAUGGGAUUAUUUACGUUGGUUGGAUUUAAUCAACUUGGGUUCAAGACAUUGGUAAAUUGAAAUCGAGGACUCUCCCGAAUUCCAUCGUCAGCCGGUCCUCAGCUACAUUGUGAUCGCUUGCCUCCUUUCUAAAACACAAUCGAUACCGAGUUCCCGGAACAAGGAGAUCGACUCAGAGUGUCAAUUCAAAUUCGACAGUCAAAUGGCCAAUACAAUGGCGGGGUUCUCAACCCCAAGCGGAAGUUCAACCCCAGUCAUGAACGAUGAAAGACCUGUCAAGUCCAAAGGCAAAUGGCUUCAAAGAAUAUCUUCAUCACCUACACUCGCGCAGUUCAGUCGGAAACGAGCGAAAAGUAGUCCAUAUGGGAGCAGGUCGACACUUUCGUGUCUAAGUUUUGCUCCUCCCAUCGCUGAGAAUCCUCCCACCCAAUCGACCGAAGGAAGUUCGUCCGCAGCACCAGUCUCGGGGCCAAGUUCAGGAGGUAGUUCAGAAGCAGAUUCGACACCAGCCACCCCUGGUCUUGAUACGCCAUAUUAUGAUCCAAUGUAUCGUCACAUUGCUAUUCAGCGCAACGAGAACGAAGCGAUGGCUGGUGCAUCUACAAUGCUGCAAGACUUACAACAACUGACCAUUGUAGAGGCAGGGGAGCCUGCGACUUCAUCUCCAGAUCAAGAAAUUGUUGAGGAUUACUUUUCACAGCCGAUGACGGUAAAAUCUAAACCCUUUAAGAAGAGCAACUUUAAGUUUUGGGAUGAAAUGCCACACGAGGUUAAGCUACAUAUCUUUGCAUUCCUGAAACCAAAGGAGCUGGUACGAGCUUCCAAUACUUGUCAUGAUUUCUACAAAACUUGUUUCGAUGGACAGCUCUGGACAUGUUUCGAUGCCUCGGAAUUCUAUGCCGAUAUUCCCGCUGAAUCUUUGGCAAAGAUUAUUGUGUCAGCAGGUCCUUUUAUCAAAGAUCUUAACCUUCGAGGUUGCGUACAAGUCGAGCACUACAAGCGUGCAGAAGUGAUAGUGAAAGCUUGCAAGAAUCUUAUCAAUGCGACACUUGAAGGAUGUCGAAAUUUUCAAAAGGCAACUUUACACAAUCUUUUGAAAACUAACGGAAGACUAACCAAUCUUAAUCUAACUGGAUUAUCGGCUGUCACAAACGCAACGUGCAAAAUCAUAGCACAAUCCUGCCCACAUCUCCAGAUGUUCAAUGUUUCGUGGUGUACUCAUAUGGAUGCGCUUGGUCUACAGUUAGUCAUUCGAGGUUGUCCAAAUUUAAUGGAUCUCCGUGCCGGAGAAGUCAGGGGCUUCGAUAAUGAGGAUCUGGCGCUAUCAAUCUUUGAGACCAACAAACUUGAGCGACUAGUUUUGAGUGGCUGUGUAGAUAUUACCGAUAAAGCCCUUCAAACAAUGAUGCAUGGUAAGGAUCCAGAACUCGACGCUUUUAGCUAUGCUCCGUUGGUUCCACAACGGAAACUCCGACAUCUAGAUUUGAGCCGCUGUCAUAGAUUGACGAACGAGGGUGUGAAAUCACUUGCCUAUAUUUGUCAAUACUUGGAGGGUCUGCAAUUGAGUGGAUGCAUUGACUUGACAGACAAAGCACUAGAAGAUAUUCUAGCUACCUGCCCAAAUUUGACACAUCUCGAUUUGGAAGAUCUCAGUGAACUUAGCAACGACUUAUUUUCCAACCACCUUGCUAAGGCACCUUGUGCUCCCACUCUUCAACAUCUCUCGGUCAGCUACUGCGAAAAUGUAGGUGAUACGGGUAUGCUCCCUGUUAUCCGCGCUUGUACCGGUCUUCAAAAUAUCGACAUGGACAAUACGAGGAUCAGCGAUCUAAUUCUCGCCGAAGCAGCAACUAUGGUUCGCCUCCGAUCCUCGCGUACCACAAAUCCAUUAUCACGUCCCUCUCCUGGUCUUCGCAUGGUGCUGUUCGAUUGUUCAAACGUUACGUGGACCGGAAUUCGUGAAGUUCUUUCGCGAAACUCGGAGAUUACGAAGCCGGUUGACCAUGAUAAUUCACAUAGAUAUUCAUUUCCCACAGAAAUCAUCAUACUCAAGUGCUUUUAUGGUUGGCAAUUGACGGUGAAUGAACAUACGAAGAGAGUUUUGAGGGGAGAUCUUUCGGCAGCAGGAAGAUUAGAGAGAAAAUGGACGGAAUAUAUGAUGGCGAAUGAAGAAGCUGGUGCAGGUGGUGCCGGGAUUAGGAGGAGGAGAAGGAGGGCAAGAGAAGCGCAGAUGAUGCAUGCUGAUGAAGAAGAAGGAGGGGUAGCUGCUGGUGGGGGUGUUGGCAGAAGGAGGAGGGCGAGGAGUAGUGCGUGCGCUAUCAUGUGAUUGUGCAUAUUGAGAAAGGUCAGAGUGUGGAUAUAUGAAAAUGAGAUACGGUACAUAUGAUGGGAUAUGAAACGAAGAUUGCAGCGCAAUUACAUGGUUGGAGUCAUGAUUUUGGGAUUGGCUCGAUAAAUAGCAUGCUUUUUUUAUAUCUUGGUUUGGGGUUUGGCUGGAUAUCUGGUAUGAUGUCUAGAUGGAAAAUAUACAGGGGUUUGGAUUCGGAAAUAUUUAUGGGAAUGUGAAUGCGAAUGGGAAUGACUAUUCUUCCCUUCUUUUUUGGGAGGCAUAAAGCCCAUGACCUCCUGUUUAUUUCGUGGCACACUUAGACGGGCUUGAUGGGUUAUUUGAGAUGAGAUAGGAUGAAACGAGAUGAGAUGAAUUGGGAUAUUAGAGAUGAACUUUUUUUUUUUUUCUUUUUUGUGUUUAUUUGUGUCUGUGUCUUCGUUUUCUGGCGAUGGGUUGUUUAGGAUGAAUGAAUGGAUGAAUGAAUGGGCUUUGUUGUGGAGAUGUGAUGAUUGGAGAGGGAGAGGGAGAGGGAGAUGAAGAUGGUGUAUAUAGCAUAUCUACCUAUAUAACAUAACAUAAAAUACCUAGAGAAGUUUCAAAUUCGAAUUCAAAUUCA
This is a messenger RNA of Botrytis cinerea B05.10, 3745 nucleotides long. RefSeq lists its product as hypothetical. The record is from RefSeq and is a predicted model, not a curated record. Gene Ontology annotation, molecular function: protein binding. Gene Ontology annotation, cellular component: SCF ubiquitin ligase complex. Gene Ontology annotation, biological process: SCF-dependent proteasomal ubiquitin-dependent protein catabolic process. Lineage: Eukaryota; Fungi; Ascomycota; Leotiomycetes; Helotiales; Sclerotiniaceae. Bases 1015 to 3126 code for a protein of 703 amino acids. The transcript is spliced from 2 exons.